AUGGACACAUACCAACUUGCUGCCAAUACUCAUCGUCGCGCUCAAGACUUCCAAGAAGGCGAUUAUGUUAUGGUACGUGUUUGCCCUAAGCGAUUUCCCAAACAUUCUUUUAAGAAACUUCAUGCUCGAUCGAUGGGUCCUUAUCGUAUCCUUCGCAAGUUGGGUGCCAAUGCUUACUUGGUUGAACUUCCUCCUGAUGUUCAUAUCAGUCCCAUUUUCAACGUAUUUGAUUUCUUUCCAUACCGAGGUACUUUUACUCCUCCUGUUGCGAUUGAAAUAACCCAUGCUAUUGUUCCUUCUGCUGCUCCUUGUGUGCCUGCUUCCCAUGCUGCUCCUACGGAUCAGAUCUCCCAAGUCUUAGAUCACGAAGUGGUGGCUUCAGCCCUUGGGGGGUUUCCUCGUUUUUUGGUUCGUUGGGUGAGACGUCCAAAUACAGAUGCCACUUGGAUUACUGAAAAUGAGUUUCGUCAACUUGAUCCUUCUCUUCUCCGUCAAGUUCAAGAUGAUUUGGUAGCAGCUGAAGUUACUGAUAUUCGUCCUCCUAUUAUUCAUACCUACAGUCGGCGCCGUCGUCAUUAA
Molecule: messenger RNA, 579 nt
Organism: Prunus armeniaca (apricot)
Lineage: Eukaryota; Viridiplantae; Streptophyta; Magnoliopsida; Rosales; Rosaceae
Source: the annotation of a GenBank genome assembly